Zymoseptoria tritici IPO323 is the source of this 789-nucleotide messenger RNA. RefSeq lists its product as uncharacterized. The transcript has 4 exons. NCBI's taxonomy places the organism in Eukaryota, Fungi, Ascomycota, Dothideomycetes, Mycosphaerellales, Mycosphaerellaceae. Gene Ontology annotation, molecular function: metallopeptidase activity. The coding region runs from base 1 to 789 and encodes 262 amino acids. The record is from RefSeq and is a predicted model, not a curated record.
AUGACCCUCGUGUCGCCAGCAGGUGACGGAUUUGGUACAAAGCGGCUCGAGGACCGUCCACUGCGUCGGCUUAGCUGGGUGAAGAAGAUGCAGACCUUGCUCCAAACCGACCCGGAAUCGCAGCUGCGACUUUCGCCCGCGUUCUUAAACCCCCCAAUCGAAGGCCUACGUGGAGGGAAAGAAUAUGGGACUGAGUCAAUACAAUGGCUUUUGAACUGGGCGUUUCGGUGGGGUAAAUUGAGGAAAGUGGGCCUGAUGGUCUGCGAUUACAAUGUCGGUGGGACCAAGCUGUACGAAAAGUUAGGCUUCAAGUUGGAGGGAAGACUGCGGGGAGAGAUGCGGUACGACGGCGAGGGGGGGAUGAUUUGGUCUACGGAACGGUGGAGAGAGAAUGGGAGGAUCGCUAUGGGAAUGCUGAAGUGGAAGUGGAGAAGUCUUGAUCGAGACGCAAAUCAUGGUGUCGAGUUGAAAGAGCCGUUCAUAAAUAUCGACGACUUCUCUACUCGGCUUUCGUCGGCGACGAGCUCACUUCACCGUUUCCGCCUUCCUGACAACCUUGUACUCGAAUACAAGACCGCACUUCGCAAGGGCAGCUACGAGGAUCUCAACCUCUACUUCCUCAGUGACAUCCCCGGCGGCAACCUCGGAUCCUGCACAUACCCUCAACAGAACAUCACCGACCUCGCGCGCAGGCGAGAUGGCUGCUCAAAUCUUGCUGGGACGCUUCCGGGAGCUGAGACAACGGAUUUUGAUCUUGGGAAGACUGCUGUGCACGAGACUGGACACUGA